Molecule: messenger RNA, 674 nt
Organism: Colletotrichum navitas
Lineage: Eukaryota; Fungi; Ascomycota; Sordariomycetes; Glomerellales; Glomerellaceae
Exons: 2
Coding region: 331-579 (82 amino acids)
Source: RefSeq, a predicted model, not a curated record
GGACCUCUCGCGCCCCCUCAACAUCCCCCCCGAAUGCGCCCCCAAGGCCGGGAAGCGCCGCCGCGCUUGCAAGGACUGCACCUGCGGCCUCGCUGAGCGCAUCGCCGCCGAGGACGCUGCCGCCCGCGCCUCCGCGGACAAGGCCCUCGCGGCCGUCAAGCUCGGCGCCGACGACCUUGCCGAGGUCGACUUCACCGUCCAGGGCAAGGUCGGCUCCUGCGGCAACUGCGCCCUCGGCGACGCCUUCCGCUGCGACGGCUGCCCAUACAUCGGCCUGCCGCCCUUCAAACCCGGCGAGGAGGUGCGCAUCCUCACCAACGAUAUCCAACUAUGAAGAAACGGGAUUACUCUUCUUUUUUUGUUCUCUUUUUUUCUUUCUUCCAUUCCCUCUUUGGACAGAAACCCGGGUACUGGCGUUCAAUUGUCGUGGCGCGGGAGGAGCCUGGUAUCACAUACUACGAUAUACAUAUAUCUAUAUCCGUCGGCACAUGCAUUUUGGCGGGAUGGAGUGGGGGGGGAGACUUUGCGUGGCGGCAGAGCCAGCCAGCCGGCCAGCCAGCCACAUGCGGUGAAGGAUAAAAAGGCGCAUAAUGGGUGGUGUUUUUCACUUUGGGCGUAAUGAGAGAGAAUCAGAGAGACGACACACUUGCAACAUGGAGAGAGUAGGAAGACGG